Molecule: messenger RNA, 2310 nt
Organism: Boleophthalmus pectinirostris (great blue-spotted mudskipper)
Lineage: Eukaryota; Metazoa; Chordata; Actinopteri; Gobiiformes; Gobiidae
Product: synaptic vesicle glycoprotein 2A-like
Exons: 13
Coding region: 1-2211 (736 amino acids)
Biological process (GO): chemical synaptic transmission; transmembrane transport
Cellular component (GO): membrane
Molecular function (GO): transmembrane transporter activity
Source: RefSeq, a predicted model, not a curated record
AUGGAGGACAACUACCAGAACCGGACUGCCUUCAUUAAAGGUGCCAAAGACAUUGCCAAAGAAGUCAAACGGCAGGCCACGAAGAAAGUGGGCCGUUCUGUGGACCGAAUGAGCGACGAAUAUGCCAAACGCUCCUACAGCCGCUUCGAGGAGGAUGACGAUGAUGACUAUCCCAUGCAGGGGAGCCAGGAUGGAGGAUAUUACCGUGGAGAGAGUCAGGCCAACGAUGAUGAAGGAGGACACAGCGACUCCACAGAGGGCCACGAUGAAGAUGACGAGAUCUACGAGGGCGAGUACCAGGGCAUCCCGAGGGCGGACUCUGGGAAAGCGAGCAUCGCUGGAGGUCCCGGGUCAGUCCAGGCAGGGGCACAGCAGUUCACCGAUAUCGGGGUGUCAGAUGCAGAGAGGAGGAAAGAUCAAGAGGAGCUCGCCCAGCAGUAUGAGACCAUCCUGCAGGAAUGUGGCCACGGAAAGUUCCAGUGGAGCCUGUAUUUCGUGUUGGGGCUGGCGCUGAUGGCUGAUGGGGUGGAGAUCUUUGUCGUGGGGUUUGUGCUGCCCAGUGCGGAGAAGGACAUGUGUCUGUCUGAGCCCAACAAGAGCAUGCUGGGUCUGAUUGUGUACUUUGGGAUGAUGGUGGGGGCGUUCUUGUGGGGGGCUCUCGCGGAUCGAAUCGGACGUCGCCAGGCACUCCUCAUCUCUCUCUCCAUCAACAGCAUUUUCUCCUUCUUCUCCUCCUUCGUCCAAGGAUACAGCACCUUCCUGUUCUGCAGACUGCUCUCCGGAGUCGGAAUUGGUGGAUCUAUUCCUAUCGUUUUUUCCUAUUACUCUGAGUUUCUGGCUCAGGAGAAGCGUGGAGAGCACCUGAGCUGGCUCUGCAUGUUUUGGAUGAUUGGAGGGAUCUAUGCCUCUGCCAUGGCCUGGGCCAUUAUCCCACAUUAUGGAUGGAGUUUCCAGAUGGGCUCGGCCUAUCAGUUCCACAGCUGGAGGGUGUUUGUGCUGGUCGCUGCAUUUCCAUCUGUGGCAGCCAUAGCAGCUCUCAACGCCAUGCCCGAGAGCCCACGCUUCUACCUAGAGAAUGGGAAGCACGAUGAAGGCUGGAUGAUACUAAAGCAGGUCCAUGACACCAACAUGAGAGCCAAAGGGUAUCCGGAGAGGGUCUUCUCUGUCACCACCAUUAAAACAGUGAAGCAGAUGGACGAGCUGGUGGACACUGGAACUGACACUCCGGUCUGGCAACGCUACCGCCUCAAGAUUAUGAGUCUGUCCCAACAGAUUCGUAACAACAUUCUAGCCUGCUUCAAUCCAGAGUACAAACGCACAACUUUUAUGCUGAUGGCUGUGUGGUUUAGCAUGUCUUUCAGCUACUACGGUCUGACAGUUUGGUUCCCAGACAUGAUCAAAUACAUCCAAAAACAGGAGUACGAGUCUCGCACAAAAACAUUCACCAAAGAGCGAGUGGAGCAUGUGACCUUCAACUUUACACUGGAAAACCAAAUCCACCGCCAGGGAUACUACUUUAACGAUAAGUUUCUGAAUUUGAAAAUGAAAUCAAUGGUGUUUGAGGAUUCAGUUUUUGAGGAGUGCUACUUUGAGGACAUCACAUCCACCCACACUUUCUUUAGGAACUGCACUUUCGUCUCAACUUUAUUCUACAAUACAGACUUGUUCAAAUACAGGUUAGUGAACUGUAAGCUCCUGAACAGUUCCUUUUAUCACAGCAAAGAAGGCUGCAUGUUGGACUUCAGCGAUGACUUCAACAAUGCUUACAUGAUUUACUUUGUCAACUUCCUCGGCACCCUGGCCGUGUUGCCUGGCAACAUUGUCUCCGCUCUAUUAAUGGACAAAAUUGGUCGUUUAAGAAUGCUGGCGGGGUCCAGUGUCAUCUCGUGUGUCAGCUGUUUCUUCCUCAUGUUUGGAAACACAGAGUCUGGGAUGAUCGCCCUCUUGUGUUUGUUUGGAGGUAUUAGCAUCGCCUCCUGGAACGCCCUGGAUGUCCUCACAGUGGAGCUCUACCCCUCAGAUAAAAGGACCACAGCGUUUGGCUUCUUGAACGCCCUGUGUAAGCUUGCAGCUGUUUUGGGCAUCAGUAUUUUCCAGUCUUUCGUGGGGAUCACAAAAGCGGUGCCCAUCCUGUUCGCGGCCGGUGCCCUCGCGGCCGGCAGCUUCCUCGCCACAAAGCUACCUGAAACGAGAGGCCAGGUAUUGCAGUAAAAACCAACGCAAGCCCCCAAAUGCAGGGCCCAGUUACAGCUACUACAGCCUUUGGACAUCUGAGAGAGCUGCCCCAUCAUCGAACCAGAGCAAGAAGAC